Messenger RNA from Laetiporus sulphureus 93-53, 1846 nucleotides. RefSeq lists its product as uncharacterized. NCBI's taxonomy places the organism in Eukaryota, Fungi, Basidiomycota, Agaricomycetes, Polyporales, Laetiporaceae. The transcript has 3 exons. The record is from RefSeq and is a predicted model, not a curated record. Bases 135 to 1736 code for a protein of 533 amino acids.
AUCGACGGCGCCAUUUCAUUUGUUCUGUUGGCCACGCACCGUCCUUUCCAGCAGUUCUAUCACAGCACCGUCGUAUCAGAGGCUCGGGACCCCUUGAAGCAUCGAAUAUCGUCCGUUGCAGUAGUUUUGUAUUGAUGGGCUCGGCAGCGUCGAAAUCCACGCCAGGAACCCAUACGAGGGAUCUCGCCUCGCCGUCGCGAUUCCGACACGAGGAUGAUUCCGAUUCGAAGGGUAGGAAUGUCAAAAAACAUGACGAAUUGCGGGCCACAGUCGUGUUUGAUUUGACGACAGGCAGCGUACCACAUAAGUUUACCUUGCCAACUCUCAUCUUCGAAGAUGACCCGCUCAUCCGUCGCGUUCCUGCUGAAAUCCUGCAGCGGGUAUUCAGGUUUUACGUCCACGACGACACCACGCAGCAACCCCAUCUGCGCCGUGUGGUGUGUGUCGCGGCUGUUAGUCGAACCUGGCGAUGCAUCGUGCAUUCUUGCGCGGAGCUAUGGACGACGAUCGUCGUCCUUACAGACGAAAAACCCCCCAUAUUCCUGGUUUCGGAUGCUCUCAAACGGUCGGGAGAUAAACUCUUGGAUAUUCGCAUCAAUCUACGUCAUAUGGGAAUGCGAUCUUCGCUUACCUCUGCUCAAAUGGCAUCCUACUGCCGCCAGCUCAUCAGCCUGCUCUCCGAGCACCAGAUGAGGUGGCGAACAUUCCUUAUCAGCUGCGAGUUGCUCACUAUUCCAGGCUCCCGCACUAUAGUGCUCAAGGGACCUCUCAAAAACCUGCUGCAUUUUGAAUGCACUUUCGACUUCUCUCCUCUGGGAUCGCAGGGCAAUGGCGCAGUAAUACCUCAGCUCAUAGACUUCACCGACGUGUCCGCUCCUAACCUUCGGACCCUCACUAUUCGCGUUCCUGCACAGGCAUGCCCCACAAUUACAAACUUUGAGCAGCGUUUCCCUCGCGUGAAGGACCUCGACAUCAACCUCAGCUCCUUGCACGCUGGCCAGCGCAACGACGGCGCAUUCCGUAAAACCAUGCAGGGCUUACCCCACGUCCGUCAUCUCGCACUCAGGAAAUGCGAACCGCACGAUUUCGUGCCGUCGUCCGUCAUUGUUCUGUCGGGUAUGGAGCGAUUGAGCCUCCAGAGCGUCACAUCGAACACGAUGGGCAAAUGGCUGGACAAUAUCACAGCCCCGCAACUGGUAUCCCUCACCCUUUGCGUGACUAAUGGGUUCGGCAACACCACACUGCAGAAUGCUGCUACGUUCCGAGAACGCCUUCCCUCGCUCCGCACGCUCGAGAUUAUCAUCCAUCCCUCAUAUGCGAAUAUUUUCUACCAGUAUGGCGUGCUGUCGGUGUCCUUGUCGACCGUGACUUUCAGCAUCCAUGGCGUCACCCAGCACCGUGCUGCGGCCCGCAUCAACGAGCUUCUCAAGAUGAUGGCCCUUAUCCGUGACGACCGCCGGUGCUUUUCUCGCGUCGUUCGCCUGUACGUGCACGUCAGCCAUUCCAAGGAGCUGAAGUCCUUACUCCACCAACUGGUUCUUGAACGCACGCUUCGCCGAGAGUUCCCGGUCCCAUGUGCGAAGCUCGAGGAGAUACACGUCUGUACUCAUGCGGAGCUACCGCGACAAGACCGGGAGUGGUUCCAGGAAAAGUUGAAGCACUUCACCUGGUCACGAAAUGCGCAAAAUGUACUUGACUUGGAACCCAACUCAUGCAGACUGGUGAACUGUGCUUGAUCUUUGCCCUAUUGCCACAAUCUCCAAAAUAAAAUCUCUCUUAUAUGUCGUCUAACCUCCAGUGCUGUUAUCAUUUUCAACGUCCUCCAUCCUACUGUCCCUCAUACAUC